GAUAAACAGAAAACAGUAGGUAUUUGAGUUUGAUCGGUCCACAGUUAUAUUCUCCGAAUGCACAAUCAUGGGGGAAUGGACGAUUCUCGAGCGUCUCCUGGAGGCGGCUGUCCAACAGCACUCUACUAUGAUCGGGAGGAUCUUACUGACAGUGGUGGUGAUCUUCCGGAUUCUUAUCGUGGCGAUAGUUGGGGAGACCGUGUACGACGACGAGCAGUCCAUGUUCGUGUGCAAUACCUUACAGCCGGGCUGUAAUCAAGCGUGUUAUGACAAAGCCUUCCCUAUAUCUCAUAUCAGAUAUUGGGUGUUCCAGAUCAUCAUGGUCUGUACCCCAAGUCUUUGCUUUAUCACAUACUCUGUGCAUCAAUCCGCCAAACAGAAGGAGCGGAGAUAUUCUACAAUCUACCUCUCACUAGAUAAAGAUCGAGAUUCAGUGAAACGAGAAGGUAUCAAAAAGUUAAAAAACACUAUCGUGAACGGAGUACUUCAAAACACGGAAAACUCUACCAAAGAAUCGGAGCCAGACUGUUUGGAAGUAAAAGAGAUCCCAAAUUCAGCCACGAGAACUGCGAAAUCUAAAUUGAGAAGACAGGAGGGUAUUUCAAGAUUCUACAUAAUCCAGGUCGUUUUCAGGAACGCGCUGGAAAUCGGCUUCUUGGUGGGUCAAUAUUUCUUAUACGGAUUUAACGUGCCUGCGGUGUACGAGUGUGAUCGGUACCCUUGUAUCAAAGACGUCGAGUGCUACGUUUCGAGACCCACGGAGAAGACUGUGUUUCUCGUCUUUAUGUUUGCUGUCAGUGGAAUUUGCGUGGUGCUUAACCUAGCGGAACUUAACCACCUGGGUUGGAGGAAAAUUAAAAGAGCGGUGAGGGGAGUGCAGGCCCGGAGAAAGUCCAUAUAUGAAAUCAGAAACAAGGAUUUAUCGCGGAUGACUAUGCCGAACUUUGGUCGGACGCAGUCAAGUGAUUCUGCCUAUGUCUGAAACUCCCGUUAUUUUAUUAGAUUAGGCUACAUAGA
This is a messenger RNA of Paramisgurnus dabryanus, 1017 nucleotides long. RefSeq names its product gap junction protein delta 2b (gene gjd2b). The record is from RefSeq and is a predicted model, not a curated record. Lineage: Eukaryota; Metazoa; Chordata; Actinopteri; Cypriniformes; Cobitidae. Gene Ontology annotation, molecular function: gap junction channel activity. Gene Ontology annotation, biological process: cell-cell signaling. Gene Ontology annotation, cellular component: connexin complex.